UUAAGAGUUUCAAACUCUUGACCUCAAGAGUAAAAACUGAUGCUUUAUCCACCCGACCACCACAAGAUUUUGUAUAUUUAAUCUGAAAACAUAUAUAUUUCGAGCAGUAGCGAUUGAUAAAGGUAUAUUUUUCUAUCCCCCAUUGUCAGUCACUCCCUCGAAUGAAAUAAUUAAUCUACAGAAAACAAAAUUUUUGCAAUGGAUAGUCUUCCACCGCCGGUGCAGUGAAAGCUCGCUGAUUGGGGUUCAGUUUCCUGCUCGGACGGUAAGUAAAGAAGAAGAAAUUGGAUGGAGUGGUAGAACUCGGCCCUUACUAUUUUAGGAGGUGUAAAAAGGUGAAUCCGACAAACAUAGAGUCUCUGUUGGAGGAGCUGUUGAUAGAAAUCCUGGUACGUCUCUCAACUGAUGAUCUUUACGCCAAUGUAAGGCUGGUGUGUCGCAGAUGGUACCAUCUAAUCCAUUCCAAACCUUUCGUGUACGCACACCUUAACCAUACUAGUUAUGGACUUCUUCUCUCAAAAUCCUCGGGAAUUUUUAUAACUGCAACAACACAAGGCCGAAUUGAAGUAUCUAAGUUAAAUUACGAAAUCAAGUUCCCACAUAUCUCUAGUUGUAAUGGUUUGACUGUGGGGUUCGAAUUCUGUGAAAAGUUUGUUCCGUUUAUUGUGAAUCCUACUACAAAGUGUCGCUUCAGCCUCCCUCCAUUGCCUGUUAAAGUAAGGUUUGGUUUCCUCGGGAUAGCUUGUGCUGCAGCUUCCAUGGAGUAUAAAGUGGUCCUAACAUAUCUUGAGUCAACGAUUUGUAAAUGUGCUAUAUUAACUGUUGGAGUCGACAAGACUUGGAGAUGUGUCACCAUUGAUCAAUCAAUUGACAUCUUACGGACUCCGCUUGUCAUUCAAGGAUUUAUGCUCUGGGUUUUAGAAAGGACUCGUAUCAUGACAUUGAAUGUGGAGACUGAAGUUAUGAGAGAGAUUCAUGUCCCCAUUUUUCCUCCAGAUUAUGACGAGAGGAUGCACGCGUAUUCUUAUCGUUCAACAGGGAGGUAUCUCUCUCUGUUGCUUAGCUAUGGACAUUUGUUGUGGCAAGUUUGGGAGAUGAAACCGGAAACUGGGGAAUGGAGAAAGCUGUUGCGCGACAUUGACCUGACAGCUCAUAAGUGUAGAAUCCAAGAGUUUGCUUCGGAGAGUGUGUAUUCCCUUUACAUAGUUGGUUGGGUUAAAUAUCCGGAGGUGUUUGCGUUUGUUUUCGGGGGGUUUUGUCGCUUUUGCUUUAUCUACAAUGUUGAUGCAGAUGAAUUCCAGUCCAUUGAUUUACCUAAUUCUGCUAGUUCCUUCGGGUAUGUAGUGCAUAGGAACAGCCUCGUGUGGUUAAGUUAAGGGCUUCUAUUCUGUUUUUUUGUCACUAUUUCAAUGUGUUGUUUGAGGGAUCUUUAAUUUAUAAACAUUAGUUUCUUUCAUGUCAUCAAACUUGUAGCUGCUACAUUGGACAUGUUAUUCAUAGUAUGCAUUUCAGAUGUUGUAAGUGACAUGUGAAGCAUCCAGUGGUAAAUUAUUACUUCUUUAGAAACAUGUACACGUCUCUAUUCAUUCCUUAUACAAUAGUUGUUUGUAAUCUUUCGCAGCAGCUUCUUCAUUUUCUUAUUCUACUUGUUUUCUUUUUUCUUUCUUUUUGGGUUUGUUAUCUAUUUUUUCUAGUAAUGGUUAACUUUCUUCUUUGUUGUUUUGAGUGUUUUGACUAAUUGAUAUUUGAUAGCAGCACCUUUCAUUCUGUUUGUGGCUUUAGGCAAGCUUAUGACAUGUUCAGAUGCAUUCAAUGUUAAUUAUCUUUUCUAUCAAGUCUUUGAGGAAACUGGCAUGUGGUGAUCAGAAAGCCCUUUUGAUGUAUGAAUGUGUAAAACAUCUACAUCUACUAAUUACUUAUUAGAGAUGGUGAAAUAGAGAAUGAGUUAUGAGUUUAGUCCUAUUUACAUGGAUUCUCCUAGAUAUACAAAUUAACCUUUCGACUUCUCAAUUUUGUAGACCAGUUUGCAGCAUACCAUGGGUAAAAGAAAACUGGAUGAUAGUUCCUUUAGCUUUAAAUGAAAGAGGGUUCUAUUUUGUUAAGUUGUUAAAAGAUUAUUAUCGAACUUAUAGUUUAGGUCUUACUGGCCGGACAUUCUGAAUAUAUUGUUAUGAUUGCAAACUUAUAUAUGUUUGUUUUAGGUGCAUUUAAUUUGUUGUUUUGAUCCAUACAAUAGAAUUCUAAUUAAAUGCUAUUAUACUCUUCCCAUAACAUCUUCAGUUGCAUGACGAUUUGGAGGUGCCAUACAUUUAUAGCUUUAUUGCUUGAACUUGAAGACUUUAGUCUUGAGUUUGUAUAAUUUGCAUUAGAUUUCGACAUAAGGGGAAUAAGCUUUGAACAGGUUACUCCACCAACCAUACUUGAAUUACAAUGUCAAACUUAUAAUAACAUCUACUAUCAUUUACCAUUUGUACCUCUAUAAUGCACAAGAAUAUUUUUAUAUUUCUUGUCACUAUUUCAAUGUGUUGUUUGAGGGAUCUAUUCUGUUUUCUUGUCACUAUUUCAAUGUGUUGUUUGAGGUAUCUUAAAUUUAUAAACACUGUUUUCUUUCAUGUCAUCAAACUUGUAGCUGCUUCAUUGGACAUGUUAUUCAUAGUAUGCAUUUCAGAUGUUGUAAGUGACAUGUGAAGCAUCAAGUGGUAAAUUAUUACUUCUUUAGAAACAAUACUGAAGUCAGUAUCUAGACUCAUACUGAAGAAAGUAAAUUGAAGUGAUCAGUGAAAUCGAAAUCAGUUUGAGAUUGGUUUUGUUCUUGGAUCAACAAUCACGCCUUUCUCUCCAUUUACUUCAAGAUCAUGCAUGCAUCACAUAAUAUUCGUUUGCAAGACAUCAUUGCAGCGCCUCACAAACAACUCGGUGAACAGAUGGAAACACAAAAUCUGUAAUGCUCAAUUGCUAGCGAGGUACAUAUCUGAAUAGCUGCAGAAGUCGAUCGAGAUAGUUCACCUUCUUCCACACCUACAAAUAAGAGUGUUUAUUGCAUAAGCUUUAGAGGCAGGUGAAAGAUAUCAUGAAUGCAGUAUUACUUCAUACCACAUUAUCUAUGAAAAGCUGCAUAGCAAAUAUCGUUGCUUUUAGUCCAAAGGUUGGAUGGACAUAUUGCCUGUGUUAGAGAAUGAGGGUCCGAAUCCGCCUGAGAAUGGGGGUCUUGGGAAUUCGGCUGAGGAUGGGGUCUUGAGAAUCCGGCUGAGCCUAGGACUGCUCCUCCUGAGCCUGAGAUCAAUGAGGAGAUUGUUCCUCUUCUCAAUCAGGAGACUGUGAUUGAGAAUGAGGAGACUGCUCCUACUAAGUCUGGGAACAAUCUUGAUCCUGAUGUGAUUGAGAUCAUUGAGGAGACUCACCCUGAACUGAAACUUCAUAAGCAUAUAAGGUUCAUCUUGAGUAAAUAUGGAGAAAGUUUCAUUAUACUAGAAGCCAUGCUUAAGACUUUUUUAGAGGAUCUUCCUACCGUACAUCAUCCGAUGAAAAAAGAUGAUUUUAAAGGAAAAGUCCUUACUUUCCUUGCAGAAAAGUAUGCUUUUGAAGAAAGUUCAUACAAUUAUCAUAACAGUUUCAAUCAUCUAGAACAGUUUCUGAGGACUUUAAUUGAUGUGGAUGUUGAAUUGAAGAUUUUAUUAAAAGAUGAGGAGUACUAUUUUAGCAAAGAACUGACCGUAGAAGAUGUAGAAUGGAAUAAGCUGCUGAUCAAAUUAAAAGAGGAGGUCAAGGUCAAUCAGUCGAGGUAAUACAGUUGUACAUGCAGAACCGCACUGAAAGAUGGUACCUUGAUGGGUAGUAUAUAACGGCAUCUUCACUCCUGAAACAAAUUAAGAGGAAGAGCUUUCACUCCUGAUACAUAUUACAGUGCGGUUGUACAACUGUAUUACCUCGACUGAUUGACUUUGACCUCCUCUUUUAAUUUGAUCAGCAGCUUAUUCCAUUCUACAUCUUCUGCGGUCAGAUCUCUGCUAAAAUAGUAAUCAUCAUCUUUUAAUAAAAUCUUCAAUUCAACAUCCACAUCAAUUAAAGUCCUCAGAAACUGUUCUACAUGAUUGAAACUGUUAUGAUAAUUGUAUAAACUUUCUUCAAAAGCAUACUUUUCUGCAAGGAAAGUAAGGACUUUUCCUUUAAAAUCAUCUUUUUUCAUCGGAUGAUGUACGGUAGGAAGAUCCUCUAAAAAAGUCUUAAGCAUGGCUUCUAGUAUAAUGAAGCUUCCUCCAUAUUUACUCAAGAUGAACCUUAUAUGCCGUUGAAGUUUCAGUUCAAGGUGAGUCUCCUCAAUGAUCUCAAUCACUAUCAGGAUCAAGAUUGUUACCCAGGCUUAGUAGGAGCAGUCUCCUCAUUCUCAAUCACAGUCUCCUGAUUGAGAAGAGGAACAAUCUCCUUAUUGAUCUCAGGCUCAGGAGGAGCAGUCCUAGGCUCAGCCGGAUUCUCAAGACCCCCAUCCUCACGCGGAUUCUCAAGACCCCCAUCCUCAGCCGAAUUCCCAAGACCCCCAUUCUCAGGCGGAUUCGGACCCCCAUUCUCAGACGGAUUCCGCCUGUCACGCACGGUAGACUCAGUUUCCAGAGGAGCAGUCUUCUCAUUCUCAAUCACAGUCUCCUGAUUGAGAAGAUGAACAAUCUCCUCAUUGAUCUCAGGCUCAGGAGGAGCAGAUCUCAUUGGAAAAAUGAGAAUAUAUUCCAGAAACCAUACAUUUUCCUCCCAAUUGGUGGAUCUGACCAUUGGAGCUUGGUUAUUGUAAGCAUGCCAAGUAAAGAAGAUGACUUCGGGCCAAUGAUGCUGCAUUUGGAUUCCUUGCAUUCGGAUUUCCAUAGAUGUCAUGUCAGCGAGUCAAUUUUCAAUAAUGUGAGGAGCUUUCUUGUAGAAGAAUGGGAGUUGCUAAAAAAAGAAGGGCUGCCUGAACUGCCCCUGGCAGAGAAUAUCUGGAAUGAGCUCUCUCAAAGAAUUGGACAGAAAGUACUUAAGGUGCCUCAACAAACAAAUGGAUACGAUUGUGGUCUUUUUGUUCUUUUCUUUAUUGAGCGUUUCAUUAAUGAUGUGCCUGAACGUCUGAAGACUCAGCAUUUGGAUAUGUUACAAAAGGAAUGGUUCAAACCUGAAGAAGCUUCGGAACUGAGAAGCAGAAUUCGCGAUUUGCUAAAACAAGAGUUUAAGGAAGCAAAUGUCAUCCCGACCACUGCUGUGUAGAUUGAAGGAUGAAGUGGAUAUACGGUGAAUAUUGACACAUCCGUCCAGACAGAUUUUGGAACGACUUUUGUACACACCUGAGAAGUGUUAGAAAUGAAGUCUGACCUAACCUAAUUUUAGAAAGUAUCGCGUUGGUGUUAACACAAUAUUGAGGGAAUUUUGAUGUAUAUGAUGGUAGCUACAAUGUAAAGAUUAACAGUUAUCGAGCUUAGGAAUCCACUUCACUAUAAGGAAACUCGCAAUCUUCCACAUACUUUCUUCCCA
Molecule: messenger RNA, 5493 nt
Organism: Salvia miltiorrhiza (redroot sage)
Lineage: Eukaryota; Viridiplantae; Streptophyta; Magnoliopsida; Lamiales; Lamiaceae
Product: ubiquitin-like-specific protease 1C
Exons: 6
Coding region: 4654-5229 (191 amino acids)
Biological process (GO): proteolysis
Molecular function (GO): cysteine-type peptidase activity
Source: RefSeq, a predicted model, not a curated record